Molecule: messenger RNA, 1122 nt
Organism: Hippopotamus amphibius kiboko
Lineage: Eukaryota; Metazoa; Chordata; Mammalia; Artiodactyla; Hippopotamidae
Gene: TSPAN17
Product: tetraspanin 17
Exons: 9
Coding region: 218-1096 (292 amino acids)
Biological process (GO): protein maturation; protein localization to plasma membrane; regulation of vascular endothelial growth factor signaling pathway
Cellular component (GO): membrane
Source: RefSeq, a predicted model, not a curated record
UCGGAGGGGACCGAGCCUGGGGCGGUCCGGGCGCCGGGUCGGUCCCUGCGGGGCGGUCCCUGCGGGGCGGGCGGGGCCCGACGGGCGCUCUGUGUGGCCGCGGCCAUGAAGCCGCAGCCGCCGGGCUAGGCCCCGGGCGGCUCUAGCCCAGGGCGGCCCGCGGAGGGCUGGGCCCAGCCCCCGGCGCCGGUUCCGGGCCGGCGGGCGGCCGCUCACCAUGCCCGGCAAGCACCAGUUCUUCCAGGAACCCGAGGUCGGCUGCUGCGGGAAAUACUUCCUGUUUGGCUUUAACAUCGUCUUCUGGGUGCUGGGAGCCCUGUUCCUGGCCAUCGGUCUCUGGGCCUGGGGUGAGAAGGGCGUUCUCUCCAACAUCUCGGCGCUGACGGAUCUGGGAGGCCUUGACCCCGUGUGGCUGUUUGUGGUGGUUGGAGGCAUCAUGUCGGUGCUGGGCUUUGCCGGUUGCAUUGGGGCCCUCCGGGAAAACACCUUCUUGCUUAAGUUUUUCUCCGUGUUCCUUGGCCUCAUCUUCUUCCUGGAGCUGGCAACAGGGAUCCUGGCCUUCGUCUUCAAGGACUGGAUUCGAGACCAGCUCAACCUCUUCAUCAACAACAAUGUCAAGGCCUACCGGGACGACAUUGACCUCCAGAACCUCAUUGACUUUGCUCAGGAAUAUUGGUCUUGCUGUGGAGCCCGAGGCCCCAACGACUGGAACCUCAACAUCUACUUCAACUGCACUGACUUAAACCCCAGCCGGGAGCGCUGCGGGGUGCCCUUCUCCUGCUGCGUCAGGGACCCUGCGGAAGAUGUCCUCAACACCCAGUGUGGCUAUGAUGUGCGGCUCAAACUGGCCACGCCGAGCCUGGUGCCCCUCUGUCCCCAGGAGCUGGAGCAGCAGGGCUUCAUCCACACCAAAGGCUGCGUGGGCCAGUUUGAAAAGUGGCUGCAGGACAACCUGAUCGUCGUGGCCGGGGUCUUUGUGGGCAUCGCCCUCCUCCAGAUCUUUGGCAUCUGCCUGGCCCAGAACCUCGUGAGCGACAUCAAGGCCGUGAAAGCCAACUGGAUCAAACACGAUGAUGGCUACAACCUGCUCAAAUAAACACAAACGUGAAAACCACUGGCUUC